GUUCUUCUGAAAACGCCGAGUUAUGAGAGCAGUUGGCAGCACUGACCGCGUGUGACUGUUCUGCGAUAGCCACGGUGGGUGCCAUUCGAUUUGACACAGCGGUAGUAAGCGGUGUGAGGUGUUACACAGUGCUGCAUGUAGAUCGUUUGGAGCCUCAACCGAAUUAACAAGGCUGUGACACUGAUGGCAGAGUCGGAGAGCCUAGCAGGCGGCCAGGGCGCACCACUGGAGUCUGGGGAGGGAGCAGGCGCGGGGCAGGCCGCGGCACUGGUUGAGGGCUGGCUGGAGCAGCAGCUGGUGGCGCCAGGGACUGCUGCGGAGGAGUCCGUUGAGGAGCUGGCACGACAAUUCAGCAGCCUUUCCAGAGAGGAAGGCCGCAGGAGGCUCAUGGACGCAGCUGAGGAUUGGGACAUGGAGGAGAUCAUGGCGCUGGUGGCGGCAGGGGCAGAUGUAAGGGCUCGGGACGAGUGCGAGAGCACCGCUCUGCACAGGGCAGCGGAGAGUGGACACGUGGAAGCGGUGAAGUGCCUGCUGGAGGCUGGGGCAGAGGUCGACGCCAGGGACUGCAGACAAGUCACACCCCUGCACUUGGCUGCGUACGAGGGCAACACACCUGUGGUGCAGCUGCUGCUUGGGGCCUCAGCUGACCCCAACGCUAGAGAUCUUGAAGGGAGGACACCACUGCAUGAGGCAGCAAGAGGGCCAUGUAGACACUGCAACUGCACUGAUUGGGCAAACAGCAGGGACAGGGGUCCAAAGGGAGACAAUCCCCUUCAGUAUCGCCAGGUGGCAAAAUAGAGCAGGUAUGCUAACAUGAAAUCAGUGCAACAAAUGACGAAGAAAUUUGACAGUUUCUUUACACUUUUGAUAAGUUUUUAAUAAAGAAUGCAAAAUUUUGA
Messenger RNA from Schistocerca gregaria, 899 nucleotides. Its product is annotated as ankyrin repeat domain-containing protein 65-like. NCBI's taxonomy places the organism in Eukaryota, Metazoa, Arthropoda, Insecta, Orthoptera, Acrididae. Gene Ontology annotation, molecular function: protein binding. The record is from RefSeq and is a predicted model, not a curated record. The transcript is spliced from 3 exons. Bases 184 to 798 code for a protein of 204 amino acids.